This is a messenger RNA of Amaranthus tricolor (Joseph's coat), 819 nucleotides long. RefSeq lists its product as uncharacterized. Gene Ontology annotation, cellular component: ribosome. Lineage: Eukaryota; Viridiplantae; Streptophyta; Magnoliopsida; Caryophyllales; Amaranthaceae. Gene Ontology annotation, biological process: translation. The record is from RefSeq and is a predicted model, not a curated record. Gene Ontology annotation, molecular function: structural constituent of ribosome. Bases 241 to 558 code for a protein of 105 amino acids. The transcript is spliced from 3 exons.
GUUUCAAGCAAGUCGGCCCAUAAUAUCAAGCACCGCAACCUUCUCGUUGUUCGUUUCAUAGUUCUGCUUUCUUCUUUCUGUAGUCGUUUUAUCGGCUUCAAAUUUGUCUCCUCUUUGCAAAGUUUGUAGUACAACUUCAAGGCAAUCUCUUAUUUCCACAAUAUCUGAGAUUGUUCUUAUUGAUAUAUCUUUUUAUUUCUCUCAAUUAGGUCAAAUUUUUCAUUCAUUCAGAAGGAGAAAAUGAAACCAGUGGUGGGGGUGGUAGUCUCAAACAAGAUGCAGAAAUCAGUAGUGGUAGCGGUGGAUCACCUUUUCCAUCACAAGCUUUAUAAUCGGUAUGUUAAGAGAACUAGCAAGUUCAUGGCCCAUGAUGAACAGGACGCGUGCAACAUUGGAGAUCGGGUUCGACUAGAUCCUUCAAGGCCACUUAGUAAGCGGAAGCAUUGGAUUGUAGCCGAGAUUCUCAAGAGAGCACGUAUAUAUACACCUCCAUCAGCAGACAGCACUGCUGCUAAAUCGAUCAGCAAUGUUGAAGCUUCCUCAACUCCAUCUGCCUAGCUACUUCAAUCUGGUUUGUAUGCUAUCUCAAGGCUCAUCCUUACCGGUAAUAUUUUGUCCUCGAGAGUGCUUCUAGGAAAAAGGACCUAUAGUUAGAAGUCGCGAGCAAAGUAGCAAGUUUUUCCUCUUUAUGUUUUGCUUUUGGCGUAAUAACCCCUCAGCAGCAGUACCAGUCUUUAUAUUGAUUUGGUUGUUCAGGCAUGCGUCCAUUGUAUGAUCCGAAGCUAUUCUUUUUGCGUUUUUACUGGAUAUUCAAGCGUA